GCCAGUAGGCUGUCACAAAAUGUAUCGAAACGAAAAAAAACAAUCUCUUUUGUGAUCAGAGACGAAGUGGAGCGCCACCAUCGCGCCGGAGUGAAUGCUUUACAGCUAGAUUCCAGUAAUGGACGUCUUUUUUCAGCAGGAAGAGACUCUGUCAUACGAUGUUGGGAUGUAAGCACCAUAAAUCGUGGAAAAGGCGAAACCCUUAGUCAGAGUGCUCGUUAUUUAUCAUCGCUUGAACAUCACAACGACUGGGUCAAUGAUAUUGUCUUGUGCCGCAACGGAAAAACAUUAAUUUCUGCAUCGUCGGAUUCGACAGUGAAAGUUUGGGAUGCUGUCAAAGGGUAUUGUAUGUCAACCCUACGCACCCAUAAGGAUUAUGUCAAAGCAUUAGCUUAUGCUAAAGACAAAGAACUUGUUGCAUCUGGUGCUUUAGAUAAACAAAUAUUUCUAUGGGAUGUCAACACUCUUACAGCUUUAACUGCAACAAACAACACAGUCACCACUUCUUCUCUUAGUGGUCAGAAAGAUUCAAUUUACAGUUUGUCAAUGAAUAAUGCUGGGACUGUUCUUGUGUCAGGCUCAACAGAAAAGGCCUUACGAGUUUGGGAUCCACGGACGUGUGAAAAAGUUAUGAAAUUACGUGGUCAUAUGGACAAUGUAAAAACCGUAGUUUUAAAUGCUGAAGGCACUCAGUGUCUUUCAGGCAGUUCUGAUGGAACGGUUCGCUUGUGGUCUAUCGGUCAACAGCGAUGCAUUGCCACAUUCCGUGUUCACGGGCAAGGGGUCUGGACGUUGUGCCCUAACGAGUCGUUUACAAGCUUCUAUUCCAGCGGCAGAGAUCAGAGAGUCAUCUUGACUGACCUGAGACAGGAUGAUUGUUCUGUGUUAUUAUUUAUUGAAAAAUCACCAGUUUUAGCAAUGGAACUUUGUCCUGACUCAAAAUCACUAUGGGUGGCGACAUCUGACUCGGAUCUAAAACGCUGGCCUGUUGUCUUAAAGAAAAACCAUGAGCCGAUACGUUAUGACCAAGCAGAGCCAACCCCCGCGUGUCAACAACCCUCAGACACCAUCAAAGGUGCAGCAAGUAUAACCAAUUAUCACGUCCUGAAUGACCGAAGACACAUUUUAACCAGGGAUUCUGACGAUAUCGUUAAACUUUGGGACGUUUUAAAGAUCAGUUUAAAAGAAGACCUGGGAAAUGUUGAUUUUGAUAUGGAGAUUCAAAAGAGAUAUCAGAAAAUCUACGUUCCGCAAUGGUUCACAGUUGAUAUCAAAAUAGGACUCCUGAUGAUCCAUCUGGAAGAAAGUGAUUGUUUUAAUGCUUGGUUAUCCUACAGCGAUGCCCCCGACAUUACCCCCAAAAUACUGGAUGGAAAACCCGCCAUUACUAUCACGAAUUAUGUGAACUAUGGGAUGUUACUACUUCAAGCAGUGUUUGAACAUUGGCCUGACACACACUGUCUUCCAGAGACGGACAAGGAGGCCGUGAACUCUCCAGUCAAGGAAGCCGACGCCAGUGCAAGUGACGUGGACAUCAACGUCGAAGCGCCUGCUCGUAUCGUACCAGGCAAUGGUUGUUUUAGUAUUCCACUUCAUACUCCAGUUGUUGUAAGCGAAAGUUCUGGGACUGGGCGAACAUUACUUCGUUUUCUUGCCGUCGACGCCUCCGGGGAGACUGAACGAUGUCUUUUAGCGGAAAUAAUUCCUCCUUGGAUAUAUGAUGUUGUUGUAAAGAAAUUGGCACCAAAGUCAAAUAAAUUGGCGUUCUUUCUACUUCCACAUUCUUCUAGUCUUAAGUCUCAAAAAAGGGAUCGUCUGUGCGCAAGUGACAUGAUCCAGAUAAAGAAGGUCAUUGAACAUGUUUAUGAAAAAUUCUUUGGCAACGAGACUUCUGGAUCAAGCUCCUCAACUCCUGGUAACGAACGUGAGCCGAGUACAGUGGAAAGUGAAGAUAUUUCGCAGAUAGCUCAUUCCAAGAUUGAGUUGUAUUGUAAUUCCCAGCUUUUAGAGCCAUCAAUGGAUCUAAGAACUGUAAAACAUUAUCUGUGGAAAAAUAGUGGUGAAAUCGUCUUGCACUAUCGACUUCUGAAGUGAUUGAAAAAUGAAGGAAGUCCUUAUUGGCCUGAAUAUAGAUAUACUAUUUAUUACAAUGCAGUUCCGGAAAUGUGAAUUUCAGUACCCGAUUUUACAACAUCUGGGGCAUUCAAAUUGAAUCCGAGUUGACUUAGAGCACGCUAAAAUCCCGCCAGUAAGGGGCUGUUUACAUGAACCCGGUUACCCGAGAUUCAACGAAGCGUGAGAUGACUUUGCGG
This is a messenger RNA of Dendronephthya gigantea, 2312 nucleotides long. Its product is annotated as WD repeat-containing protein 48-like. The coding region runs from base 349 to 2094 and encodes 581 amino acids. The transcript is spliced from 17 exons. Gene Ontology annotation, molecular function: ubiquitin binding. Gene Ontology annotation, biological process: protein deubiquitination; double-strand break repair via homologous recombination. The record is from RefSeq and is a predicted model, not a curated record. Lineage: Eukaryota; Metazoa; Cnidaria; Anthozoa; Malacalcyonacea; Nephtheidae.